GUCUUUCCGAUACUGAUCGUCAAUUGAUCGGAAAAUUGGGGGUGGGCAAUUGAAUCUGAAGCCGAGCUAAGCUGCUACAACAAUGGCGGGUGUGUCACUCAAGUGCGGGGACUGCGGGACCCUUCUCAAAUCGGUAGAGGAAGCGCAAGAGCACGCCGAGCUCACAAAACACACUAACUUCAGCGAGUCCACAGAACCCAUUCUCAACCUCGUCUGCACCUCCUGCGGCAAACCCUGCCGCUCCAAAACCGAGAGCGAUUUACAUACGAAGAGAACUGGGCACAGUGAGUUUCAAGACAAGACUGCAGAAGCUCUAAAACCCAUCAGCUUAGAGCCACCAAAGCCUAAGUUUGAUGAUGCUGAUGAUGUUGAGAUGAGUGAGGCUGGUGGAGGCAGUAGCAGUAGCCAGCAGGAAGAAAUGGUUGUUCCUGAAGUUGACAAAAACCUACUCACUGAACUUGAAGCAAUGGGAUUUCAGACUGCAAGGGCUACCCGAGCACUCCAUUAUUCUGGCAAUGCUAGCCUUGAGGCUGCUCUGAAUUGGGUUGUAGAACAUGAUAGUGAUGCAGACAUAGAUCAAAUGCCUCUGGUGCCUGUCGCUUCCCACAAUGUGCCUCCAAAGUCUUCUCUCACCCCAGAGGAGAUAAAAAUGAAGCAACAUGAGUUGAGUCCUGCUCCACCAUUUGGUAUAGAUCUGAUCAAAACAGUCCACAAUAUGCUUUUUGUAUCAGUUCUUGGGACUAAUGGUCUUGAUCCUGAAAGAAUCCGAAUUGGCAAGGAACUUCUUGAGGCUAAGCGGAUUGAGGAAGAAAAUGAAAGAAAACGAUUAAUAGCUUUGCGGAAGGCAGAGAAGGAUGAAGAGAAAAGAGCAAGAGAGAAAAUUCGUCAAAAGUUGGAAGAGGAUAAGGCCGAAAGGCGACGCAAACUUGGUCUCCCCGCUGUCUCCGCUGAAGAUCAUGCUCCAAAACCUUCUGCACCAGUGGUAGAAGAAAAGAAGAGCUCACUGCCUGUCAGACCAGCUACGAAGACAGAACAAAUGAGAGAGUGUUUGCGUAUUCUCAAGCAGAACCACAAGGGUGAUGAGGCAAAAGUAAAGACAGCAUUCAACACACUCCUAACAUUUGCCAAGAAUGUUGCAACAAAUCCAAAUGAGGAAAAGUUCCGAAAAAUCAGACUUAGUAAUCCUGCAAUCCAGGAAAGAGUUGGAAAGCUGAAGGGAGGCGUGGAGUUCCUCGAGCUGCUCGGAUUUGAAAAAAUUGAAGGCGGAGAGUUCUUGUUUCUUCAAAGAGAUAAGGUGGAUAUGGCCGUGCUUCACUCCGCUGGUGCUGAGUUGAAUAGUGCCAUCAACAAUCCCUUCUUCGGCGUCCUCUGAUCUGGUUUUCGGAAUGUAUGUUGGGGGUUCUGUUCAACUUAGUUUUCCUGUCGUGAUUUUCGUUCGCACAAAGUAUAGUUCUGUUUAUGCUUUGCUUAUGAUUUCAACUCCUUUACACAACAAUUUCGGGGUUCGAGUUUGUUGUAGGAUCAAUGGAGAUUAUGUUUGUGCAGAUGUUCUUGCCAUUAAAUCAUUCAAUUGUUUAUUCUUUUCAGCUGAAAUGUACUCCGAAGGGAUUUUAAUUGAAGUUGAACUGAACUAAAGUUGUUACUUGUAG
Cuscuta campestris is the source of this 1649-nucleotide messenger RNA. The record is from the annotation of a GenBank genome assembly. Lineage: Eukaryota; Viridiplantae; Streptophyta; Magnoliopsida; Solanales; Convolvulaceae.